AUGUCCCUGGACCGAUUUAUAAGAUUGGCUGAUAGCUUGGUUGAGUUCGAGGCUGCACUGAACAGCAACGAACUGCCAGUGGAAUCCGUUUGCCUCUUGGACACGCAUAAACAUGAGAUCAGGUCUACAUGGGACAACUUGAAACAUGCGUACGAUCAAUGCUUAGCUGAUCUUGCUAAUGAGGAGGAAUUGGACGAUAAGGGGGAGGAUGAGGUAAGCGAUAUUGAAACGGUAAAGGAGAAGUAUAAAACAUCUUACUCUACCUAUUGUCGCUGUGUGUCUAGGCUCACCCAAUGUAUCCGGGAUAUUACCCCCCCUCCGAUGGCAUCAAGUCCUAAUUCCAGUUCCGGUGUUAACCUUCCCCCUCUUGAAUUGCCGACAUUCAGUGGGGAAUACAAGGCAUGGCCCACAUUCCGGGACAUGUUCACCGCUCUUUGCGUUAGGAAUUCGAAAUUAUGUCCAAUUGAGAAACUGUCGCACUUGAGACAGAAGACUAAGGGCGAGGCUCACGAAAUCGUGUCAAAGAGCCCCCUAACCAAUGAUGGUUUCUCUUCGGCAUGGAAGAAUUUGUGCGCUCGCUUCGAGAACAGGCGUAUUUUGAUAAAUGGACAAUUGAAAUCUCUAUUCAACCUUCAGACUAUCCAUUCCGAGACUGCAAAUUCUUUGAAGAAUUUGCAGCGAGAGAUAAAUUCAUGCAUAUCCACUCUCAAGCUUUAUAAGGUUGAUAUCGAUAGUUGGAACCCUAUAUUUGUCUUCCUAUGUUCCAAUUGUUUACCGGAGUCUACCUUGACACUCUGGGAGCAGACCCUUGGUGACAAGACGACCAUCCCGCUAUGGUGCGAUCUGGAUACCUUCCUCACCAAUAGAUACCGCACUUUGGAAUCCGUUGCCGAAGUAAAGAAUGGAGGUGAUCAGAAGCACCAUCAGUCCAAGCAGAGAAACUUUGCGAAUCCCAAACCGGCCUCGGGGAAAGUGAAUACAUUUCAGGCUAACGUUAGUAAGACUCCAUGUCGACUCUGCCCCAAGGAGUUUCAUGUCAUCAGGAAAUGCCCUCGAUUUAUAAGUAUGGAUCAUGGUCAUAGACUGGCCGAGAUCAAAGCAAGCAACUUGUGCUUGAACUGCUUUUCGGGCGCUCACGCUGUGAGAACUUGCAAAAGCAAACACUCCUGCUUUAUAUGCGGAAAACGCCACAAUACUAUGCUCCAUAAGGAUUCCAAUCCUGGGGGUCAGUCAUUGGAUAACGUGCCUUCUUCUCCUUCCUCUCCUUCUUUCUCUGGAGUUGGUCAAUCAUCCCCUCAGUCUUCUCCAGUACAGUCCACUGAUUCGGCUCAUGGUGUUAUACAAAGUUGUUUUGCCUCCAGGUCGAAGGGUAUAUUGCUAGGUACCGCCAUUGUGAGACUUAUGCACUUCGGGGUGCCCUACCGAGCCAGAGCCCUUAUUGAUUCCGGGUCCGAGGGGUCCUUUAUUUCUGACCGGCUGUACAAUACGCUUAGACUACCUUUCCGGCGUACUUCCGCAACGAUUUCUGGCUUGAACAACACCAUAUCUGCUGAUGUACGAAAAGAAUGCGAUCUUUUCCUACAGUCGAACUUGGACCCAGCGUUUGGGUUGAAUAUUUCUGUUUUGGUUGUUCCGCACCUGUCCAAUGAACUACCCGCUAGGACCAUAGAUUAUGAAUCCAUUCCAGAUUUGCCAGGUCUUGAACUUGCCGAUCCCGAUUUUUUCCAAAGCUCCAGAAUCGACAUGUUGUUGGGGGCAGAUGUAUUUCCCUCAAUAAUGUUAUCGGGUUGUAGACUCUGCGGAUCCCUGAUGGCUCAGGAGACCGUGUUUGGCUGGAUCCUUACCGGCCCUACUCCGAAUAAUUCUUCCCCACCCCGCUCUACUCUUGUAUCUUAUUUUUGUGAAAUCUCUUUAGACAAGGAGAUUUCAAGGUUUUGGGAGGUGGAGAAUGUCCCUCGGAAACGUUACUCGUCUGUGUCGGACACGUUCUGUGAGCAAUUAUACAGGAGUACGACGAGAAGGAAUAGUGAAGGGAGGUACAUAGUUUCCCUUCCGUUCAAGGAGGAAUAUCCGAAAAGCUUGAGUUUGGGUCAAUCCAGGACAAGCUCGAUGGCACAGUAUUUUCGGACUGAAAGCCGGCUGUUAAAAAAUCCUCUAUUCAAGAGGGAAUAUGAUCAGACUCUUCAGGAGUAUCUUACUUUGGGACAUAUGAUUCCAAUAGAGUCCCCAAAUACACUUGCUUCCUCCAGCCAAUAUUAUCUACCCCAUCAUGCGGUAAUCAAGCCCGAGAGCACAACUACAAGGGUCCGUGUAGUCUUUAAUGCGUCGGCUUCUUCCUCAAACGGGCGUAGUUUAAACGAUAUGCUUCAUAUCGGCCCUACAUUGCAGAAUGAUUUGACGAUUUUGGUCCUGAAGUGGAGAUUCUAUCGAUAUGUAUUUAAUGGAGAUAUACAAAAAAUGUAUAGGCAGAUCCUUGUGGAUCCAUCCCAUACUCCUUACCAGCGCAUAUUAUAUCGCAAAUCCCCUGACGAACCAAUCCAAGAUUUCGAACUCCAAACUGUCACAUUUGGAGUAAAUUGUGCACCCUAUUUGGCGAUUCGCACUAUGAUUCAACUGGCAGAGGAUGUCCAGGAUAUCUACCCUUUGGCAAGUGCUAUCUUGCGAUCUUGUAUGUAUGUAGAUGACGCUAUAGUUGGGUCUCAUACGAUUCAAAUGGCUGUAGAGGCAAGAGACCAAUUGAUUAAAGCGUUGGCAUCCGCGGGAUUUUGUAUGAGAAAGUGGACGUCGAAUUCCAAACAAAUCCUAGCGGGUCUUCCGGCGGAUCACCGUUUAUACACCGAUUUUUUGGAUUUCGAUGAUCACAGUUCCGCCAAGACCUUAGGAAUCCGAUGGAAUGCACUUGCUGAUGCAUUCUAUUUUUCUAUAGUCCAAUUCCCCAACAAUUGCCAAUUUACCAAACGUGAAGUUCUUUCACAUAUAUCGAGACUUUUUGACCCAGCCGGGUGGCUGGCGCCGAUUGUAAUAGUGGCAAAAGUAAUUAUGCAAAGGAUUUGGAUGGACCGCACCGAGUGGGACAAUGAAAUUACGCCAGAAUCCAGAGAACUUUGGCAAUCGUUUCAGCACCAUUAUCCUCAUAUUAAUAAUAUCCAAAUUCCGAGAUGGAUACAUUUUACUCCAGAUAGCGAAGUCCAAAUCCACGGAUUUUGCGACGCCUCACAAAAGGCUUAUGCAGCGGCAAUAUAUAUCCGGAUUGUUCGUCAUGGUUCCAUACAUUCACAUUUAAUAACUUCCAAGACAAAAGUUGCACCGCUUAAAACAUUGUCUAUACCCAGGUUGGAAUUAUGUGGGGCUACACUUUUGUCUGAAUUAAUUGAUACAGUACUUCCAAAUUUUGACAUUGCUGAUUAUUCGCUAUUUUGUUGGACCGAUUCCACCAUCGUAUUAUCAUGGUUGUCCAAGGCACCUUGCUACUGGAAUACAUUUGUGGCAAACAGAGUAUCUAAAAUUAUACAAGUGGUUGAUCCAACGCACUGGUUCCACAUUGAUUCUGAGCACAAUCCUGCAGAUAUUGCAAGUAGGGGUGUCCAUCCCCAAGAUUUGGUAGACAACCAUCUCUGGUGGAAUGGUCCACAAUGGCUUACGGAACCAACGAGUAAUUGGCCGAAAUCCAAGCUAGAUCCUGUGGAAAAGACCACUAUGGAGAAAAAGUCCCUUAAAGUCCAUUUCGCGUACUUCACGGAUUUCACAGAUAUACUUGAUCGAUUCUCUUCAUUUUCAAAGGCGUUGCGAGUCGUUGCCUAUAUAUACCGCUUUUUCCAUCGCACUCAUCCGAAGCACCGCAAUGAUUAUACCCAAGAUUCCAUAAAUAUUACCACAGAAGAGAUUUUAUUCGUACGCAAACAACUGAUAUCCAUUUCUCAGAAGGCCGUUUAUCCCAAUGAAUAUCUAGCACUUAGUGCAAAGAAAUCCAUAUCCUCAUCCAGUCCAUUGCUCAGUUUAAACCCAUUUAUAGAUCAUGAAGGCGUAAUGAGAAUAUGUGGUAGAUUGGAAUCAUCGCUUUCAUUGACUUAUAAUGAAAAACAUCCUGCCAUCGUUCCGUAUGGCUGUCAAUACGCUAGGCUAUUGAUAAAAUUUAUCCACGAGAUUACUCUGCAUGGAGGAAACCAACUUAUUUUACGACUGGUUCGAACCCAUUACUGGAUCCCAAAGGUACAAAAUCUCAUAAAAACUACGAUUUACCACUGCAAGCCUUGUGUGCUGUAUAAGAAGCGAUGUCAAACGCAGUUGAUGGCGGCCUUACCCCCAGAAAGGGUAGAAUUUUCUCGUCCCUUUACUCACACGGGAUUGGAUUUUGCUGGACCAUUCGACGUCAAAAGCUAUGCAGGCCGCUGUUGCCGCAUCACCAAGGGAUACGUCUGUGUCUUCGUCUGUUUUUCGACAAAGGCGAUACACCUCGAAGCUACCUCAGACUUGUCCACCCCUGCAUUCCUCGCAGCAUUCAGUAGGUUUGUUUCCCGCCGUGGUUGUCCUUUACACCUACAUUCGGACAAUGGAACUACUUUUGUUGGGGCGUCCCGAAUCCUAGCCAAAGAAUUUAUCCAAACAUCUCAUCAAGCUAUCACCUCUAGCUAUUCCUAUCAAAAUCUUAUAUGGCAUUUUAUUCCGCCUGGAGCCCCACACAUGGGCGGGUUAUGGGAAGCUGGUGUCAAAAGCUUCAAGCAGCACUUCAAAAAGUCAGCAGGUUGUUCCAAGUACACGUUUGAAGAACUUCAAACUUUGUUGUCUAGGAUAGAGGCAUGUCUUAAUUCCAGACCGCUGUCUCCCACGUCCGCAAGUCCAUCUGACCUAACAGCCCUAACUCCAGGCCACUUUUUGAUAGGUACCCCCAUAUUAGUACCAUUAGACCCAGAGUAUUCGCAAGCUCCUAUUUCAAUCCAAAAUCGGUGGGAACGUCUAAAGGCGAUUCAUCAACAUUUUUGUUCUAGAUGGAAAGAUGAGUACUUAAAGGAGUUGCAGAAGCGCUACAAGUGGCAGAAAUCUAGCGACAACUUGAAAGUAGAUGCUCUGGUUGUGAUUAGAGAUGAAAAUCUACCUCCUAACUGUUGGCGACUAGGAAGAAUUACCAAAGUUUAUCAUGGUAGCGAUAAUCGGGUCAGAGUCGCUGACAUACUCACUCAGAAAGGCCUAAUAACCCGAGCAAUAACCAAACUAGUAGUACUCUUUGGCGAAAACUCCUAG
Messenger RNA from Stomoxys calcitrans (stable fly), 5238 nucleotides. RefSeq lists its product as uncharacterized. Bases 1 to 5238 code for a protein of 1745 amino acids. Gene Ontology annotation, molecular function: nucleic acid binding. The record is from RefSeq and is a predicted model, not a curated record. The transcript has a single exon. NCBI's taxonomy places the organism in Eukaryota, Metazoa, Arthropoda, Insecta, Diptera, Muscidae. Gene Ontology annotation, biological process: DNA integration.